GCAGUUAAAACAGACGUUUCAGUUUUGUUGCUGGACAUUUCGAACCACGGAAAACCGGAACCGUUUCGACUCUACAUUGUUGCUUCAUUGAGCACAGCUGAAGCGUCUGGUGAAUCUUAACGAGCUGUUUGUGGCAGCAGUGUCUCGCGAAAUUCUGCACAAAGAAGAUGAUUGUGAGGAAGCUGCUGAAGGCCAUUCUCAGCGUGGAGCAAGCAGAGGGAGCCGGCGCCCGGGUCCGGAGGAGCAUUGGCAGGAAGGAACUGAGCAACUUGGAUCCUUUCCUGAUGCUGGAUGAAUUUAAGGUGUCCAAGCCGGCAGGUUUUCCAGACCAUCCUCACAGAGGAUUUGAGACGGUCACAUAUGUUUUGGGGGGAAUCACAGCCCAUGAGGACUUUUGCGGUCAUUCUGGACGUCUGAUGCCUGGAGAUUUACAAUGGAUGACAGCAGGACGGGGGGUGGUCCAUGCCGAGAUGCCUGUGUCAGAGGAGCCAGUGGUGGGACUGCAGCUGUGGGUGAACCUCCGAAAACAAGAAAAGAUGAUUGAACCAGCAUACCAGGAGCUUAAAAGCUCGGAGAUCCCCAAACGCAGCCAGGGUGGGGUCACAGUCGCCGUGAUAUCCGGAGAAGCUUUGGGAGCAAAGUCCAAGGUCUACACAAGAACACCAACCUUGUAUUUGGACUUCAAACUGCAGACCGGGGCCGUGCAUGUGCAGCCGGUCCCAUCUGGAUGGACCACCUUCAUUUAUACUCUCUCUGGAACUACUCAUGUCGGCCCAGAUCAGGACCAGCAGCCGGUGGAGGCUCAUCACACUGUGGUGUUUGGAGACGGUGAUUGUGUCAGGUUUGAGAACAAGGGCUCUGAAGUUUCUCAUUUUGUGCUGAUUGCUGGAGAACCGAUCAACGAGCCUGUGGUACAACACGGUCCGUUUGUAAUGACCAGUCAGGAGGAGAUCCACCAGGCCAGGAUGGAUUUCCAGAAUGGCACAAAUGGCUUUGAAAGAGCCAAAAGCUGGAGGUCCAAAAUCAGAGAUUCUUCUUAAGCAGUGAAGCUUUUUACACAGAUUGUUUCUGUCUGGCACUAUGGGAGUGGAUGGAUGUUCUCAAUAAUUUUGUGAUAUUUUGGUAUAAACCUGAUGUACAACACAAAAAAAAAAGAUCCUGGUUUAGAGUUUUAAAUAUACUUAUACCUAGUCAUAAUGCUUUACACGGGUAUCUUUCUUAUGCUGUUUGUAGUUACAGAAACACUAUAUGCAAUACUUUAUUUGGUGUUUUUAAGUGGGUGCAAAAAUACAUGUAAGGUAGAUUUGAGCUGUUAUAAUUUCUUGAUUAACUGUGAGCUGUGGUGUUCUUUUUGUCGGUGGGAUUUUCUGACCAUCCUCCUCCACCUCUUUCCUUUUCCAUCGUUGUGGCCUUCAACCCUAAACUUUUCACUUCCAUUGUCGUCAUAAUUAUCUUGGCUGCUAGAUGCCGUCAUUAACACAAACUGCGAGUGCUGUGUUGAGACGUUUGUACCAACCUGCUUCGUCAUGGUGGAAGGAAAGUCUCUUAUUUUGCUAAAAAAGAACAACACAACAGAUGCCUAUAUUCUUAAUCAGCACUUUAGAAAUGGAGAUUAGCACAUAUAUUACAUACAUAUUGAUCUGUAAGGAGCCUUCAGAGACUUAGUUUAUUUAAAAAAAGAGGAUUUUAAAUUUUGUUUUGAGAAUUUGUGGCAUAAAUUCAUCCUUGUGGAUUUAUAACCCCUGCAACAUGGUGCUGAUUAAAGCAUGCCUUACUGACGGAGAGUGUUUAGUCGCUGCUACUGGGACAUAGUUCCUAUUGAUUAAUUCAUCUCCACUGACGUUUCCCUGGUGACACUUGUUAUAUUUUAAUACAAGGUUUGGCAAAAGACUCAUUUUCCAUGAAUAAUAAGCACUUUGUUUGCUCUCCUUUAUUUAAUUGACUCGCUACAUGUUCACUCAAAUUGUAUUCCAUCUUCCCUUUAAAGCAGAAGUUACCUAAUGCAUAUGAGUAAUAAAAGUUAAGAAGUAGUUUACAUUGUAUUAAACUCAUCAUUUUUAGGACGCAAGGUUCUCCAGCAUUGUACAUUUGAAAAUGUACAACUUUGAAGACCGUCUCGAUUGGACAAGUAUGAUAACGAUCAUAUUUUCCCAUCUUCUAAUAUUAUCGAAAACUACAGAUUACAGAUGCCAUAGAUGUUUUUGCUGUUGAUGGUGGUGCAUUUCUUGCAAAUUAAAUACUAAACUUAAUGUGUCGGUCGGUGAGGGUUAGUGGAUAGGAUGUCUGGGAGACGGGUGUGGUGCUGGCUUCUUACUUCCCAUCACAUGUUACGAUGGUCUGGAUCACAUUUAAAACACGUGUUCCAGCUUUUGGCCAGGGACAUGCAAGUCUAGAGGAAAAACACGGGUGAAAGGGUUAGAUGAUCUGUCAACUUGAUACAAAGGUUUAAAUAACAGAAACAAGAAUCACAAGUUGUGUUGUUACUAUUACCUUAGGGUUAUUUUCCCAUAAAAAUCAAAGCAGUCUGAAGCAGCAUAGCCAUAAAGUUCUACAUCCUGAAAUCUACACUAAUAGUAAAGAGCAUUUUUGCAGACAAUGAGUCUAACAGGAAACCUCAUCCUAUUCAUCAAAGCUUUAGCAGGACUGUCCCGGUUUAAAGCCCAUCUCUCCAUUUGGCUCAAACACGGAGGAAGGAAGGUUAUUGCUAAAUUCUCAGGCUACGGCUUUUAUGACGAACUUGUACUUAACCAGUUCCUGCCAGGACAGCAGACUGAUGUAUGUUUAGUCCAUCUAAAUGAAUAGAACUCCUUAAUUUUACCUUCACUGUUAUGCAGUUUCCUUCGGUUUGCUGCAGAUGCUUCAUCGUUUAACAUGUGAUAAAUGUGUCCCGAUUUCCUUUUUUUGUUCUUUUUUUUUCUAAAUGGUUUGUCUCGAAAUAAUCUUAGAAUAUAUUAAAAAUGGGGAUUCUAAUUCA
Messenger RNA from Poeciliopsis prolifica (blackstripe livebearer), 2974 nucleotides. It is a transcript of the gene pir, whose product is annotated as pirin. Gene Ontology annotation, cellular component: nucleus. Gene Ontology annotation, molecular function: quercetin 2,3-dioxygenase activity. The record is from RefSeq and is a predicted model, not a curated record. The coding region runs from base 168 to 1040 and encodes 290 amino acids. Gene Ontology annotation, biological process: monocyte differentiation. Lineage: Eukaryota; Metazoa; Chordata; Actinopteri; Cyprinodontiformes; Poeciliidae. The transcript has 10 exons.